GUGGUGGAAUAUUUGAUCCGUCAAGGUGCUGCCUGCGAUAUUGCAGAUAUUCAAGGCAAUCGGCCGGUUCACUUUUGCGCCAUUCGUUGCGAUUACAAAAUUUUGAAGCUUCUAGUUCUUGCAAAAGCCAACGUAAACGUUCAAAAUGGGGAAUUGAACACACCUCUCCACCUUGCGGCUAUUUACCAGCGACCAAAUUCAAAGGAGUGGGAGGAUCUUAUUUCUUUUUUACUAGAUUCCGGUUGUGACCCUUCGCUGGAGAACGCUUCUCGUAAGAAGCCUUCGGAUUUCGUCGGACGCAAUUUGAAAAAACUUUUCUCAAGGGAGGGUGCAGAGAUGCGUCGGAAAAUAAAGGCACAAAAAGAAGCUGAGGAGGAGGAAGAUUUCAGGAAAUUGUUGGAGUUAAGGGGUAAUUGGAAAACAACGGUCAUGACAAACUUGGAAAGGACGAAGCGCAUACUAAAAGAUGAAGCUGACCGUUUGCACCGAGAGGCGGAGGAACGGCUUCGCGCUGAGGAUGACGCACGGCUUCUUCUGGAUGAGGCCAUGGAGAGGCGACGAUACCAAGAGGAGCAGAAGAAAAAGCGGCUGGAGUCUGAAGAAAAGAACAAAAAUAGCAGCAGGAAGUAG
Molecule: messenger RNA, 630 nt
Organism: Trypanosoma cruzi
Lineage: Eukaryota; Euglenozoa; Kinetoplastea; Trypanosomatida; Trypanosomatidae
Exons: 1
Molecular function (GO): protein binding
Source: RefSeq, a predicted model, not a curated record